Messenger RNA from Rubroshorea leprosula, 800 nucleotides. NCBI's taxonomy places the organism in Eukaryota, Viridiplantae, Streptophyta, Magnoliopsida, Malvales, Dipterocarpaceae. The record is from the annotation of a GenBank genome assembly.
AGUGUCACGCAUCAAGAAAAUUUACAUGUCAAAUCCAUUAUCUUUUCUAAAAAUAACAGCGUUCCAACUGUAACUGACAAAGUAAUGAGGAUCAAUCACCAAAUCUCAACAAAAGGAUUCAAAAACUUCAUUGAGUUUAAGAGAUGAGUAAUGUUAGGGGCAGUCGCCUCUUGCACUCUUCGGCCAACACUUCCCCUUUCAUUGGGCCACCAAUUAAACCGAUCCCCAUUACAGCCAAACAGGACAAAAACAACCAAGCUAAACUAGUAAUUAGAAAUGAAUUCAAGAUUAGCAAUUUAGCAUCUGACUUUAAAUCUAACUUGGCCACCGUGAUUUCAAGACUUGAGGCAAGCGGAGAAGGUGCCAGUGGGAACAAAAUUGGAGUCACCGAAAGCAUGCUUCAGAGAGAAUUGGAUCUUGGAGUCAGACUCCAACUCCGAAUGUCUCUUCCGAAAGGAUCUAGUAGCAGUAGGAAUGGAUGCGGGUUCAGGGAAGCGAGGUGGAGUGCCUCCAGACCGAAUUCCUCGUCAUCUAGGAGAAGCUCAUCGGAUUCGAAUUGGAAAAAAGGGAGGAAGAAGAGCGAGAGAGUGACGAAGAAAGCUAAUAUCACUCUCUUCUUCACUUUUCUGGUUUUCCUGUUAGAGGAGGAAUCGACGGGUUUUGUGGAGGGAACAAGACUACAAGGGUGAUUGGAUUCCUCAAAACGACGUAUAAUACUUUGUCGUUUCACUUUUUUUGGUUAGUCCCUGAACUUUUUUUUUUCCAAGUCUGUAUAAAUUUAAUAAAAAGUCAAUUUCGAU